This is a messenger RNA of Microstroma glucosiphilum, 918 nucleotides long. RefSeq lists its product as hypothetical. NCBI's taxonomy places the organism in Eukaryota, Fungi, Basidiomycota, Exobasidiomycetes, Microstromatales, Microstromataceae. The record is from RefSeq and is a predicted model, not a curated record. The transcript has a single exon. Bases 176 to 805 code for a protein of 209 amino acids.
CCUUCUCCACAUUGGCUGCACGCUGCCGUUCCGGUACACUUCAGAGGAGGCUAGUCUGGUACACUCACUCGCUCCGCCUCUGCGUCACCAGAACGCACACGACUGUUUGGACCAGAGGCAAGUCAAAACGUUCUAAAGAGUCCCAAUUGAGGCAUUCUAUUGAGGCAUUCUACGCAUGCCACGUCGCAGGCGAUUCAAUAUGCUGCGAGGUGUACAGCAAAAGAUGAGGAUCUCAGACUUACUUAAUCUGGUGCAGAGGUUUCCUCCAUCGUCUACGAAUGCCAACGGCUAUCUACCUUCAGCUCGAAGAGCAAGAAGUCGAGUCUGCGGUGCAUUAAUGACGCUUCCAGUAGAGUUCCUCCCUUAUCAGAAGGACGUCUGUACCUGUCGCAACUGUGCGGCCUUGACGUCAGGCAUCACUCCUGUUCACGCUCUGGCCGAUAUGCGAUCUUAUCGGGCAGCGAUCAGUUUGGCCUGGCAGCGACCAUCGCCCACUUUCACGACCAGAACUUCUCGGAUGGCUGCCGAGCUCUAUUUGUCGUGUCUUUAUCAAUUCUUCUCGUCGUUGCGUCAGUCCGCGUUUCGACUCGCUCCGUUCACUUCCGUUUUACGGCCCCCUUCGGCCGGACGGCAGGAGAUCGGCGAUGCGCCACCCGCUUGGUCUCUGCGUGUGGCAGGCAGGCGGAUGGAUGCGCGCAGGGGAUUUAGGUUGCUGCCGGCGUUUAGAAGCACGCCUCGCGCGUUUUCCUGGGUCGUCCGUCACCCGUGUCACUUCUCCCCGUUGGCUAGCUGGCGGGCUGGCUGACCGGCAAGGGCCACUGGCCGACUAGACCGAUGUAGUCGGCAAAGAGCUGCUGCCGCUGCUAAGGUAAAGGCGGUCAGGGCCGGUCUCACCCGAAGACGAGUCUCGCUUUACGG